AUUUUAACAAAAGAAACUUAAUUGAUUUAAUAGAUUAAAAUAUGUUAAAAAUGAUAUAUGUCUCUUAUUUAUAAUUUGUAAAUGUGACAACAUUUACAUCACACCAAGUAUCGUUCCUUCUAAUUUUGUUGUUGUUUUUGUUUUUGAUGGCACUUAUAAAUAAUGUCAAUUUGUUUAAAGCAUAUAAAAUUCUGUGAGAUACAUUGUUUUAAACAUAGAUCACCAACAAUAGUUACACAUAAAUUCACUUUUAAAAAGACUUUACAUAAAUCAUCUUGUGGAUUAAAAUAUAUUGACAAGCGAACACCAUCAUCAUCAUCAUCGUCGUCAUCAUCAUCAUUAUCGUCUUCUUCAACAGGUGGUUGUCGUUUCGUAAGAAGUUUUGGGGAAUUUCCUAAGAAAAAGCAUGAUGGAUUAUCAUCCACAGACACAGAAACCAUGUCAUCUAACAGAAAAGGUAAUGGCCGAUUAACUUUAUUAACUGGAUCAAAAAAUCGGCGUAUAAGUGGUCGCCAUCAUAGUGUACAGUACAAUAAAGAAAAUGAACAAUCUACUAAAAAUGAUCAAAAUUGUUUGGAUCCAAAUAAAGUUGGCAAAGAGAAUUUGAAUGUUGGUUUACGACGCAAUACUGUCUGUAGUACUACUGGUGCUUUUAAAUCGAUUAGAACACGUGGUUUGAUGGAGUUGAGAAAGUCUAACAAAAAUAAUAAUGUUGAACAAACGAAGAAACUAAAGUCGGAAAAAUCCAAGUCUAUAGAUGAUUCAGUAGUAGGAUUGAUACAUUUUCGAAAGCUUACUCUAGAUGAUAAUAAUCUACAUAAGAUAACAGAUUGGAAUCAAAUUCAGAUUAAAAGUGAAGAAUGUGUAUUCCAAUGUCAAUCAUAUGAUCAAAUAAUUGAUGAUCAAUUUACAGGAAUAAGUACUAGUCAGGAAAGUGAUUUGUACAUAUGCAAAAAGGAUAAAAGAUUGAUUAAAUGGUCUGUUUUAGAAAGCACCAAAAUGAUGACAGCGUUAUUCUUUGAUGAAUUACCAAUAAUUUUUGAAAAAGAGAUUAACAAUGGAAUAACAGGAAAUGAAAUUCUUUCUGAAUGUUAUUGUGAUAAUAAUAACAAUAGGUCCAACGAGAAAGUAAAACCAUACUAUAGUCAUCGUUCAGUAAUUUCACUGCCACGAUCUGCAGCCGAUGAACAACAUUUGGGAGAAUUUCACUUAAACCAUGAACGCAUUUUUCGUUACUUAUUCAUCCAAGAUUUGAAAGCGGCUUCGUAUUAUCAGGCGAAUUUCUUGGAACGACAUGGUUUGACAGAAACUGUAAGAGCAACUCUCUGCGAUUGGAUGAUAAGAGUACAACAGUAUUUAAAGUUGCGCACAGAAUCAUUGCAUCUAGCUGUCAGUUUAGUUGAUCAGUAUACCUGGAGACAAAUAACUUUAUAUCCGUCAGAAUACCAGCUACUUGGUGUUACAGCAAUAUUUAUUGCUGUAAAAUUCGUUGAACGCUUCCCUCCAGCAACUAAAAUUUUGUGUUAUUUAACUGAGGAUUCGUAUAAUUCUAAACAGGUGCUAGAUUUUGAAUUUAAAAUGUUAGAAGCAUUGGAUUUUGAUAUCAAUAUACCCUUACCGCAUCACUUUUUAGAUCGUGCAUUUGCAGCUUGUAAUGAUCUAACUCUAACUGGCAAGGCAAAGAUAGAAUUAGUUUGUCGUUAUCUUUUCGAAUUGAACUUAACUGAACUAUCAACUGCAGGUACUUUAGCUAGUGUAAAAUGCGCAGCUGGCGUCUACUUGGCACGUGAACUUAUACGAUUAGAGUAUGAAAAUGGAAAAAGCGAAACAGAUGAUAUUCGGAUUGAAAAUAAUGGCAGUUUGGGUUUAUCAGUAACAUUUGAAACAUGGCCAAAAGCACUUGGCCUAAGUAUGGGACAUGAGGAUGUUACCAAUCUAUUGCCAAUGGUACUUACAUAUGUGCAAAAUAUUGUACGAACUUUACCAAUCUCCAAUAUAAACAACAGAAAUUACGAGGCUGCUUUUCAUAAAUUCAGUAAUCGAAGCUACGGCCGAAUAGCUCAAUCUAGUUUGCUUUUGGACGCUGAUUAUGAUUUUAUUGUACAAGAUAUCAGAAGAAAAAUGGCAUCCAAUUCAAAGCGGACAAAUAUAGACUGUCCUGAAGAAGGUCGGAACGUACAGCAAACAACUUUAAGAAUGAACAUGUGAUAAUUACAGUUAGUCCCCCUAUUAUCCAGAUAGAAAGAUUCAAGAUCAAAAUAUUCAGCUCGAUCGAUUACACUUGGACAUAGAUGCCAAGGAGAAAAUAUCUUUCUUAAUAGUUAAAUUAACAUUUGCUUCUCCCACCUGUUUAUGCAUCCGACGUUCUACAAUACAUAUUGUUGCUUUUCUCUGAAGAAUUAAUUUACUGCAUAAAAUUGUAAUAACUUCGAUUCGUCGAAUUCGUUAUUUUUAUCAACUACCUACCUUCUUUUUUUCUUUUUACUGAGUGGCAUAAUAUAUAUAUUUUUUUAUCAUUUAGUGUGUAUAUUCUUGUUGAAUAGAACUGACUUGUUUAUUCACUGUAAAAAGAUGUUAACCAUCCAAGAACUUCAUUCGCUCUUUAUAACCUUGCGUAAGUACAUCAUCACUUGAUUGAAUUAGGCAUAUUUCUUAGUUUGAUUUAGUGAUAAUAUUUCAAGUCAAUACUAACAGUUCGUAGAAAUAUCCAUGACUGAUUUACAGACUAACGAUCACAGCAACCAGUUUAGAAUUAUAAAUUAAAAUUUACAAUUCAUCACUGCCACAUUGAUCUGGUAUCAUUUUAAACGGUAAACGUAUUUUAAUUAGGAGAGCCUAAUAAAGGUUCGACAGUAUACCUCUUUUUUUUAAUUUGUCAAUAUCCUUGUAUAAUUGAGAUCGUAAGAAAUUAUUCAUUAUGUUUUAUUCAAAAUGUAAUGCAGAAGGUGGCUGUUGAGUCGGCUUUCGUAGAACUUCAACGGAGCCUCCAGAUGCCCAAAAGGAGCCGAAGAGUCCUAGCCAAUCAGAGCAUGAUGGAGCAUUCUAAAAUUCCAACGUGGCGUGUUACUAUUGGUAUGGUCAUUAGCAUAAUAUGUCGUUAACGGAUUGGCAGAAAUAUGGUGUUGAUUUAACAAACGCUAACAUCUAUAAAUACCCAUGAUUUUCUGUAAAAGAACGAACCUUGGAGUAAAGUAUUUUCCCUCAUA
Molecule: messenger RNA, 3206 nt
Organism: Schistosoma mattheei
Lineage: Eukaryota; Metazoa; Platyhelminthes; Trematoda; Strigeidida; Schistosomatidae
Source: the annotation of a GenBank genome assembly